AGUGACAACAGGUCGACGUCAGUCUCGGUUUUAUAACCGCGUUACUGUCAUUUUAUAUUCAAGCUUUGAGCGUUUGAGAACGUGCCAGCAACCGUUUCAUCGAGGGAUUCAAAUCGCGAAGCUUAUUGUUAUAUUAAUUUCCAUAUAUCAAGGUGAGAAAUUAUAGGAUAUCUUCUGGACAGCGUGCUUGCGGUCCCACUGUCAAGCCAGAAUGAUAACCAGAAGAAGAGGCCGUACUAUCAACAACACAAUGUCCCUAGAAGUUGAAGUGGUGGAUGCGGUGGAAACUGUAGAGGAUCUGCCAAGUUCUUCUGUGGGGCUCCCAGCUGACAGCAUUGACACUGGUGGAAUAGAGCUAGAUGAUCUGUUUGGAAAUGAAGACUUAAAAUGGACACUUGAGAGAGACUCACUACUCUUCGAUAUGGAGUUGGAUGAGCUUGGUGUAUACUGUGCCAAGGAUCAAGAUUCUGGGAUUGAAGCUUCAACAGGCUCAUCUCCAGAGAGAAUGUCAUCUGAUUUGAAGAUCAAGAACAGACAAAACCAGUCGAGCCAUGUGAUCAACAAAAAUGCAAUUGCUGCCAGAUUGAACCGUCUCAAGAAGAAGGAAUAUGUCAACAGCUUGGAGAAGAAGGUUGGCAUCCUGUCAACAGAAAACAACAUGCUUAAACAGGAAAAUUCUCAGCUGACCAAGAGAGUGGAAGAACUGGAAGAUGAAACCAGGUACCUAAGAGCUGUGCUGGCCAAUGAGAGCAUGUUAGGCCAGCUCUUGUCCAGGCUGAGCGGUGUGAAUGGGAUGAAAUUAUCUUCCUCGCUUUUCCAGGGGCCCGACUCAAACGACCACGACUAUGCCUUACCCAGGAAGCGUGUGAAAGUGGAGGAGAAAGAGACAUCUGGUGGCGUGUGUCUGCAUGUGGACAAGAACCAUGUCUCAGUGGAGUUCUGCACUAAGUGUGCAGAGAGCGCAAGCACAUCGCUCACAAUGUAGGGUCAAGUACUUAUCUCUGUUUUCAGAUAUUGAGACUGACUCAGUGUACUGAACUUCUUGAAGGUGGAUGAACACUGUUGAGUUUAAGAUUACCUAAGAACUGCUGAAUGUGCAUGUGUUUUUGUGUGAUGAUGGAUUGAGUACACGUUACUGCUAAACCUUGUUGACAGUUUCUUCUAGGUAAUGGUUGAUCCACCAUGCGGGAUGAGUGGCUUUCUGAACACCUUUACCUGCUUGACUCCAUGUGGAAUCUGCUGGUGGAAGGCGAAGAGGCUGGACAAGCUGCUGGCAACGUGGCCUGGUAUUUUUUUAAAGGUAGUAUUGGUAACAAAUGGUAUAUGUGACAUUUUACCAAAACUCUACAACAUCUGUAGCUGUAGUUAUGGUCAGUAUAGCUCUUGCAGCAUUUUUUGGGGGGUUAACUACAGCUACUCCAUUACUUGGAGCAAUGCUACCAGAAGAUUAAGUCUCAGAAUUAUGUCUAAUAUAUAUUUACAUGUACUCAGUGAAUACAUCCUAAAUGAUCUGCUUUAAGUGAUGGAAUUUUCCAUUUUGAUCAAGUGGAACAAACUGUAAAUGUACAUAUAACUUGGAAUACUAUACUUUGUUUGAAGUAAAUGACCUUGAGAAAUGUUGGACAAAAUAAAUCAUAUUUUCAUUAAGUUUUGAGUUAUAAAUAUCUACUGUGUCAUGUUCUGUACUGUUGAUAUUAAUGCAUCUCUUUUUCUCUUUCUAAACAGCAAAGCUCUCUGCCGAUAAACGUCUUACUUUUCCUGAUCAUUUGGGUCAAGUCUGGUAAAGGUUGUCAAAACAAAUGACCAAGACCUCAUUUGAUGGAAGUAAAAAAUCCACAGUAUGAGGGGGGGCCUACUGAGAUUAAUCAUACUGCCUAUGUUUUAGCCCAUUAACUUCAAAUCAAUUACAUUAUACACAACACAUUCCCACUACCCUACAGCAAGGGAUAGCUGCUCCCCACUGCUGUGGUCCUGCCUGGUAGCAGGGCUUCCCACAGCUAGCCUGUGAUGGUCUCACCCUCACCCCCAUUUUUUUUGGUUUGCAACUGUGUUGCUGUGUCAGUAAAGAGAGAGAAAGCUCAGGCUGCAUCCACACUACUACAUUUUAGUUUUAAAAUGCAUUUCUUUUGCUAUUAUGCCUGGUAUCCAUAUUACUCCAGUUUUCAAGCACCUAAAUCAGAGACUUUUCAAAACACUGUUUUUAAUUGGAAAACUCCAGGGUUGCAUUGUAGUCUGGACAAGCACCUGCAGAGAACUUUUGGAAACAAUGAUGGUCCCUCCCUGUCUGGGUCUUGUCAGUCAUGACUGACAGUGGUGAAUCCAGCAAUGAUAACAAAUUACUAGCGUUACUGACCUUGUUUUUGCUAGCUGCUGUUGUGCAGUUCUCAUUUUAUCACUACAAGUGUCGUUGCUGGUCCUCGUUUGUAAUAUUUUCUGCAACUGACCAACUGCAGAGUAUACAAUCAACUUCCUGUUUACACCAGCUUGCACUUGCCUGGUGUAUGUGAAUAGUCAUUUGCAGGUGUGUUAGUAUGGAGAGAGACUAUUUUUGAUUUGUCUGUGUGGAGAUCAUUGUCAUUGUAACACACCAUUUUAAAAGUAAAAUAUAGUUGUGUGGAUGUAGUGUAGAUUUCUAAAGGUUCAGCAUCACUUCUGUCUUCUGUUCAGACUUCACAGGUAUCAGCCUUACAGGAACAGCCACAGUAAGCUGUCAGAUGAGCUUCACUCUGCUUUGCGGCGCAGCAUAAACAUGCAGUCAGCAUAGCUCAGCUGCUUGUGGCCAUUCACAUAAAGGCAAGAUGGGGUGUCUUAGUGUGACUGACCACCCCACCAUGGAAAGACCCUGAAACUGCACAGACCUACAUCUUGUUUUAAAUAGGCAGCCAGUGUAGUGAAUAUCGGCUCUUUUUUGUUGUUAAAUUUAAAAGCAUAAUUUGGGGAAAAGUACUCAUUUGCUUUCUUGUUAAAAGUUAGAUGGUAAAAUGAAUAACCUGUCUCAUGUUAGUAUUUAGAAGAUGAAGCCACAGACAGCAGCCUGUCAGCUGAGCUUAGUAUGAAGACUUGGCCUGAUCCUCCAAAGGAAAAAAAGACCACGCACACACCUUGUGACUGACAACCAGUGGAGUAGUUACUGCAACCACCUGAAAAAUAUUGCUGCACAUAAACCCUGUAACGCUGUAAGCUGUCCUUUUACACUAGGUCUUGUAAAGGUGAUAUAAGUGAGUCAGUGUUUAGAGGUGAUGGUAGGCUGAUUUAAUUUGACAAGGAUGAAGUUAGUCUGUCAAACUUUCCCUGUUUUCAGUCUUUAUGCUAAGCUAAGGGCUGCUGACUACUCAUACAGGUAUGAGUGUUGUCAGUGUUCUGUCGGCAAGAAGCAAAUGAGUGUAUUUCACAAAACCACUGAAGAGCAACCUCACAUGGGCUCAUGUAUUAAGUAGUGCAAGAUGGAGUUUAUCAUUUCACUGAGUGUUGGUAUUCAUUUCAUUUUGAUGGAGACUUUAAAAGGCAGUUUUUCAGAGAUCUAUGUAAACAUGUCAAAAAGUGAAAUAUUUAGUGAUAAAUCAGUUUUGUUUAAAAAGAAAUAGCCUGAUUUUAAUCUUGGAUAUCCUUCUCUGCACUUGCAGCUUCACAAACCCAGUGUUUAUUUUUUCUGUUUUUCUGGGUUUCAUUUUUUCUUCCCCUGACAAAGAUGAAGGCAGUGCUAUUCGCUGGCUGACUCAUGUCUCUGAGAUUACCUGGAACAUAACAACCCCCUUGACUUUUCAAAGCAGUCUGAUUUCAUCUAAACACCAUGAUGAAGCAGCUGUGUUUAUAAGCUGAGCAUGCUGUUCAUUGUUGCUGCGUAUUUAAAUUAAAAAGGUUUCACCUU
Messenger RNA from Seriola aureovittata, 3868 nucleotides. RefSeq names its product CREB/ATF bZIP transcription factor (gene crebzf). Lineage: Eukaryota; Metazoa; Chordata; Actinopteri; Carangiformes; Carangidae. Gene Ontology annotation, cellular component: nucleus. Bases 212 to 985 code for a protein of 257 amino acids. The record is from RefSeq and is a predicted model, not a curated record. The transcript is spliced from 3 exons. Gene Ontology annotation, molecular function: DNA-binding transcription factor activity, RNA polymerase II-specific; RNA polymerase II transcription regulatory region sequence-specific DNA binding.